UAAUAAAACUGGCACUGAAUGCUUCAGGAAAUUCUCCUAGCAAGGAGCACUAAGCUAGUGGGGGAACUCUAGAAAUGUGGUUGUUAUUUGAGAGGAGCCCGGGAAGGGAGCCCCUGUGCAGAGGCAAAGUAUCAUGAAGAAGGCAAGUGGACCUUAGCUAGAGGGAGACAGGGAGAGAUGAAUGCUGGUGUGUUUAACAGAAUGAAAGGUUGCCCAUUGUUAGGGAAGUUUACUCUCCUUGAGAAUCAUCCCAGGCUCUGGGUGACAACUGCUCCUGGGCUUUUGAAGUGCAGCUUUAGGCGUUUCCUUUGCUAUCUUGUCACGCAUUGGAUCAGAGGUUUCUUUACCACAUAGGGUCAUUGGGUAGCAAAUGAAUAGGGGGUAUUGGCCAUUCAGAACUUCACCUUAUAAAUAUCCGCGAUUUGGAUUCUUUUCACUUUCCUUGUCCUGAGUAUCCCCCCUUUGGGUGUGGAGAGAAGCAGAGCUGCCCUGCUCAGUCAACCAUCGCUGGUGCGGAGAGCUGUAGAUCAGCGAGUGGAAUAAAACUUCACCCUAGCUGACAGCCAUGAAGAGCAACACCUUCAUCAUCUUCACCAGCAUUGGGAUCUAUUGUGCUAUUUUCCACACGUCAGCAUGGUCUGUGAACAACUUUCUGAUGACUGGACCAAAGGCGUAUCUGACCUACUCCACCAGCGUGGCUGUGGGGGCCCAUAGCGGGAUUGAAGAAUGUAAACACCAGUUCACCUGGGAGCGCUGGAACUGCCCAGAAAGUGCCCUGCAACUCUCCACUCAUAACAGACUGCGGAGUGCUACCAGAGAAACCUCUUUUGUUCAUGCCAUCAGCUCGGCUGGAGUAAUGUACACGCUCACCAGAAACUGCAGCAUGGGAGACUUUGACAACUGUGGCUGUGACGAUUCAAGGAAUGGCCGUGUAGGUGGCCGAGGAUGGGUCUGGGGAGGCUGCAGUGAUAAUGUGGAAUUUGGCGAGAGAAUUUCCAAACUAUUUGUGGAUGCUUUGGAGACAGGACAAGAUGCCAGAGCUUUAAUGAAUCUGCAUAACAAUGAAGCAGGGAGACUUGCUGUGAAAGCAACAAUGAAGAGGACGUGUAAGUGCCACGGGGUAUCGGGCAGCUGCAGCAUCCAGACCUGCUGGCUCCAGCUUGCUGAGUUUCGAGAAAUUGGGAAUUAUCUGAAGCUCAAAUAUGACCAGGCCCAGAAGCUGGAGAUGGACAAGAGGAGGAUGAGAGCUGGGAAUAGUGCCGACAGCCGUGGGGCCACAGCAGAGACCUUCAGCACUGUGCUAGCCACAGAACUCGUCUUCCUGGAAGACUCUCCUGAUUACUGCGUCAGGAAUGCCAGUCUGGGCCUCCAUGGCACCGAGGGGCGGGAAUGCCUGCAGAGUGGCAAGAACUUGUCUCAGUGGGAGAGGAGGAGUUGCAGGAGGCUCUGCACUGAGUGCGGCCUGAAAGUGGAGGAGAAGAGGACUGAGAUUGUCACCAGCUGCAAUUGCAAGUUCCACUGGUGCUGCAUGGUGAAAUGCCAGCAGUGCAAACAGGUGGUUACCAAGCAUUACUGCUCCAGAAGAGAUGGCUCGUCCCCCAACACCACCAGGCGGCGGAACAGGGGGCACAAGAGAUAAUCGGCAACUCGCUGCUGUUAACAAAUGGACUCAUGACAAAGAGCUGCCCUUCCAAAUAAGUGGGGAUUGUCCAGGCAGGGUCAGGUGGGUGUACUCCACACAACCGAUGUUGUGUGAUUACACGGAGCAGGCCAAGGGCCCUAGUGGACCUAGUGCCUACUUUCCUGGUUUUUAUAUUUCCUUGUAACACGCUUCUUCCUCAUAGUCACUGUAUUUGUGUAUCUGGAUAAAGAAGUAGUUUCAUUUUUUGGUGAUAUCAGAUGAUAGUCUGUGGGCCUGAUUCAGCUGUCAUUUAACCACUGUCAAUCUGGAGUAAAUCCACUGAAGGCAGUGGAGUAACUGCAGGCAUCAGUGUAACAGAGAUCAGAAUCUCGCUGUUCCAGGCUGAAAUCUGGUCCCAGGUACCUAUGUGCUUCCCUGUUGACUUCAGUGAUGCUGCACAAGCCUAAGAUCAGAAUAUGAACCUGUGUGGUUGAUGCACGUGUUGCUUGUAAAUAUUUUUAAUGCAAUACUUACGCACUUUCUGAUGUGAGAAGGGUCUUCACAACAUCAUGGUUUAUAUUGGGACAACUACAACUUUUUUCACCUUAAGUGCUUUCCUAGAUUUACAGACAGUAUAUACAGAUUUCAUGCAAUAUAUAUUGUGUUAUUUCAUCCGAUACAGAUAUAUAAAACUGUCCGGGUUGAGAGAGAGAGAGAGAG
Messenger RNA from Chrysemys picta bellii (western painted turtle), 2341 nucleotides. RefSeq names its product Wnt family member 8A (gene WNT8A). The record is from RefSeq and is a predicted model, not a curated record. Gene Ontology annotation, cellular component: extracellular region. Gene Ontology annotation, biological process: multicellular organism development; neuron differentiation; canonical Wnt signaling pathway. Gene Ontology annotation, molecular function: frizzled binding; cytokine activity. Lineage: Eukaryota; Metazoa; Chordata; Testudines; Emydidae.